Molecule: messenger RNA, 2342 nt
Organism: Eufriesea mexicana
Lineage: Eukaryota; Metazoa; Arthropoda; Insecta; Hymenoptera; Apidae
Gene: Ssrp
Product: structure specific recognition protein
Exons: 13
Coding region: 147-2342 (731 amino acids)
Biological process (GO): regulation of chromatin organization
Cellular component (GO): nucleus; FACT complex
Molecular function (GO): histone binding; DNA binding; nucleosome binding
Source: RefSeq, a predicted model, not a curated record
GUUUGAUCUUGUAUAUUAUUUCAGUUUUUCAUUUUAAUUUUAAAUAAAAGUGACUAAUAACAUUUGAUUUUGUGGUUAUGCGUUUAGUUCGCAGAUACUAAAAAAGAGAAAUAUAAUAAACAAGUUGAUUUUAAACAUUUUUAGAGAUGGAUUUCCUAGAAUAUACCGAUGUAAUUGCAGAAGUUAAAGGAGCCAUGACUCCUGGACGUUUGAAACUCACAGAUCAACAUUUAAUUUUUAAAAAUCAAAAGACAGGAAAAGUGGAACAAAUUUCAGCAACAGAUAUGGAAAUGGUAAAUUAUCAAAAGUUCAUUGGUACUUGGGGUCUUCGAAUAUUUCUUAAAAAUGGAACUUUACAUAGAUUUCGUGGUUUUAAGGAAGGAGAUCAAGAAAAAAUUGCAAAAUUUUUUACACAAAAUUAUAAAAAAGACAUGUUGGAAAAAGAACUUAGCUUAAAAGGUUGGAAUUGGGGUACAGCUAGAUUUAAUGGUUCUGUAUUAAGUUUUGAUGUUGGUCAUCAUACUGCCUUUGAAAUUCCACUGUAUGAUGUAUCUCAAUGUAAUACUGGUAAAAAUGAAGUCACAUUGGAAUUUCAUCAGAAUGAUGAUGCUCCUGUAAGUUUAAUGGAAAUGAGAUUUCAUAUUCCUGUUAGUGACAGUGCAGAUCAAGACCCUGUAGAGGCAUUUCACCAACAAGUUAUGGAAAAAGCAUCUGUUAUUAGUGUUAGUGGAGAUGCUAUUGCUAUAUUUAGAGAGAUUCAAUGUCUUACACCUCGUGGUCGUUAUGAUAUAAAAAUAUUUCAAUCAUUUUUUCAAUUACAUGGUAAAACUUUUGAUUAUAAGAUUCCCAUGUCAACUGUUUUAAGGCUAUUCCUUUUACCACAUAAAGAUAAUAGGCAAAUGUAUUUUGUGGUUAGUUUAGAUCCGCCGAUUAAACAAGGUCAAACUCGUUAUCACUAUUUAGUAUUAUUAUUUAAUCAAGAAGAAGAAACUUCAAUUGAACUACCUUUUUCUGAAAAGGAAUUGAAAGAAAAAUAUGAAGAUAAAUUACCAAAAGAAUUAUCUGGGCCAACUUAUGAAGUUUUAGGAAAAGUAAUGAAAGUUAUAAUUAAUAGAAAACUUACCGGACCUGGAAAUUUCAUUAGUCAUUCUGGAACACUCGCAAUUAGUUGUUCAUUUAAAGCAGCAGCAGGUUAUUUGUAUCCUUUAGAAAGAGGUUUUAUUUACGUUCAUAAACCACCAAUUCAUAUACGUUUUGAGGAAAUUGCAUCAGUUAAUUUUGCCCGUGGUGGAGGUUCUACUAGGUCAUUCGAUUUUGAAAUCGAAUUGACUAGUGGUGUCGUUCAUACAUUUAGUAGUAUUGAAAAAGAAGAAUAUGGGAAAUUGUUUGAUUUUAUUACUUCAAAAAAAUUACGCGUUAAGAAUAGAGGCAAGAGUGAUAAAUUGAAUUAUGACAAUGACUUUGGAGACAGUGAUCAAGAAGAUGAACCAGAUGCUUAUUUAGCAAGAGUUAAAGCUGAAGCACAAGAAAGAGAUGCAGAGGAAAAUCAAGAUUCUGAAGAGGAAUCUACUGAUGAAGAUUUCAAUCCUAAUCAGAAUGAGAGUGACGUAGCAGAGGAAUAUGAUAGUAAUCCAAAUACUUCAGAAAGUGAAAAUGAUUCAGAUGCUUCUGGAAAAAGUCAAAAGAAAGAGAAGAAAGAAAAGAAGGAAAAAAAAUCGAAAUCUGCUAAAACCGUGGCAGAGAAGCCUAGAAAACCUAGAAAGCAAAAGAAAGAGAAAGAUGCAAAUAAACCUAAAAGACCACCAACUGCAUUUAUGAUAUGGUUAAAUAGUGCUCGAGAAAGAAUUAAAGCAGAAAAUCCAGGAAUUGCAGUUACAGAAAUUGCAAAGAAAGGAGGUGAAAUGUGGAGAGAACUUAAAGAUAAAUCUGAAUGGGAACAAAAAGCAGCAAAAGCAAAGAAAGAAUAUACUGCAUCAAUGAAAGAAUAUGAAGCUAGCGGAGGUGGCCAAAAAGAGAAGAAAGAUAAGGGAGAAAAGAAGAAAAAAGAAAACAAAAAAGAAUCUCCCAAUAAAGGGAUGUCAGGAACUAAUUUCAAAAGUAAAGAAUAUAUUAGCAAUGAUGAAAGCAGUAGCGAUGAGGAUAAUAAGAAAUCAGAAAAGAAGCGCACUGAUGAAGACACUGACGAAGAUAAAGAGAAAAAAAGGGGAGAUAAACGUAGUGUGGAUGAUGAUGAUAAAAAGGCGAAGAAAGCAAAAAAAGAAGAAUCUGACGAAGGUAGCGAUGAAGAACCCAUUGAAAGUACUCCACCUUCUAGUGAAGCAGAAUCUAAAGACAGUGACUAA